This is a messenger RNA of Danio aesculapii, 1514 nucleotides long. Its product is annotated as tapasin-related protein. The transcript is spliced from 8 exons. The record is from RefSeq and is a predicted model, not a curated record. NCBI's taxonomy places the organism in Eukaryota, Metazoa, Chordata, Actinopteri, Cypriniformes, Danionidae. Bases 54 to 1343 code for a protein of 429 amino acids.
UGUUUACAUGGCCGUUUCAAGACGUGUGGGCUUGUUGUCCUUAGGACAAGAUUAUGUUUUGGACUUUUGCAGGCCUUGUUCUAGCUCUACUAUGCUUAGGUGUAAGUGGAUCACAGUCUCUCCGUGAUGUGCAAUGGCUUCGUUGCCGUUUUAUGGAUGAGAAAGUUCAUCUAAAUGAAGAGGGCCACGUAGAAACUGAGUAUAUCCACAGAGAGUCUGUACUUCAGUUUGGUAAAGAUGGAGACAGUGCUUUACACCCCGCCAUUACCUUGCUCGUCACAGGCUCUGAAGUGGAUAUGAGACAUUAUUUGGAGGGAAGUGUGGAUAUGAUACAAUGUGAGAUCCGUAGAUACAGCACUGGAGGGAUAGUAAUGCGCUGGCCUGUUGCAGGAGCACAAGAGUAUGACGUCUGGUUCACCUGUACAUUACGUCAUACACAAGGAUUGGUCAUCACCACCUUCCUCAGACACACACCUGCAACUCCUGCUCAGGGAAAAUUGGACUUUCUACAGUGGAUGAAAAUCAGUGAUGGGGAUCUUCUGACAACAUCAGCUGCAAUGGUUGUUUUGACCCGUACACCCUCUGUUGAGGUGGGAUUCUUAAAGGAGCCAGAGCUGCACUGUCAGUUUGCAGUGGAUGAUAAACUGCCUAAAGUAACAGUGGAGUGGAAACUGCAGCGUCAUGGCAAGCACAUAAAGCUUUUUAGCUACUCCAGCCUCACUGGAAAGAGUGAAGGCAGUGGAGUGACUGUGAAGGCCAUUGAAGGUGGAAAUGCAUCACUUAAACUUCAGCCUACCAGAAAACGCAGUGAGGGAACGUAUGUCUGCUCUGUGAAGAUUCCUCCACUCAACGGCAGCCAUGAUAUUCCUCUUAGCAUAAGUGAACAGCCUCGUGUGUCUCUUAAUGUACCCGACGCCUUGUCUAUGGCAGCUGGUCAGGACAAGAAGGUGAUCUGUGAUGCAGAAGGCUACUAUCCCCUGGAUGUAAACAUUGAGUGGUAUCUUGAGAGACACAGAGAAAACCCUAUGCCUUCGUUUCUGAGUGUUCGGCACUCCAGUCAUCGACUUAAUCAAGAUGGCACAUAUUCGAUCUCAGCUUUCCUCUAUCUAGAGCCUGGCUUGGAGAACUCUGGUUAUCAGUACACCUGCAGUGUUUCCCAUAAGUCUUUGCUCAACCCAAUCAAAAAGAGUUUUUUCCUUAUAGUUACAGAAACUGACUCUACUAUAUGGUAUUUUACAGUCAUUGGGUUUAUAUUGUCCAUGCUGUUAAUGAUGCAUUAUGUUCCACGUUUUCUUGCAGGUCGAAAAGCAGCAAAAAGAUUAAGCUCUUAUCUGGGGAUUUAAAGUACAGCAUUGCAGAAAUUGACGUCACAUCCCUCCUUUCCUACAUCUGCCUCUCAUCCUGAUUGCCUCCUGCUGCUGCCUCCACAAAGAUCCGGUGAUCUACAUGUGAAAAUGGGGAGUUUCUGACAGGUGUUAUUUCAGAUAUGGACAUUUAUGCAGGCCCGUAGCCAG